CGCAUGCGCCCAUAACUAUGGACUGAUACUCUCUUGCCCGAAAGGAAGAUGGCCGCAGCCUGAAGCUGCGAAAAAUCAGCUGAGGGGAAGCGACGGUUGGGGGGUAUUCCGCGACCUGCUUUUCUUCUCCUCAUGCGACACCGGGAUGCUCUGCUCGAGCGGCUUCUUCCGCGGCAUCGAAUGCCCCUACGGGCAGGCCUGCGGGAGGCCCUACUGCCACUUCAGGCACCCGCCCGGGGCCCAACACACCACCGAUGGCCCUAUACCGCCUCGACGCCUUUUGGCCCUGUCUGGUCCCGGCAGACGCCCCGCCACAGUCGGAGGGUGUGGUUAUGACCCCUACAACCCAGAACUUCCCAAACCCGUGGCACAAGACAGCAAUGGCACUUUGGAAAAUAUCGUCUCAUCAGCUUCUGGGAUUCUGGAGCUUGAGCUGUUUGACAAGGCAAUCGAAGCCGCCAAGAAUGAAGUUGAACGUGAGCAAAAGAAGUACGAAGAGCUGCUGGAGACAACUAAAGAGUACGGCUCCUCUGAACCCCCUUUACUUGCUUCUAAGGCUGCUGGAUUAACAACAUCCAACCCGUUCAGUUCUCUGGAGUAUAACCCAGGUGGUUACAAUGCAAACAGUGGUAAUGACUACAACCCUACUCCUCUUGCCGUGGUUGCUUCUAGUCAGUCCAGCAAAUAUACUUUGGACUCCUUCAACAACACGAAAUGCAAAGGCAGCUCACUGGAAUACGUUCCCACUGUGGUCACUCAGCCGAAGAAGUACAGCAGCUCUGCUGUCAACAGCAAAUACAUAAUCGACAACUCCAAGCCUUCAACAGAUUUAGAAUAUGAUCCUCUUUCAAAUUAUUCUGCCAGGCUGAUGAGCAAAGCUAAAGAACAGAAGGGGACCAAGCGGAAGAGGGAAGUUGAUUGUGAGGACGCAUAUUCUCCUUCAUUCAAGAAAUAUUGUGACGAAACUAGCAAUGAUGAGCCCAUUGCCCGGUUCUCUGACUCGGAGGAUGAAUGCCGUGAAGCUUCUGCCAUCCCCCUUAAAUCUAAAGGAGGCUCAGAAAGCAAAUUGGGCACAGCCAAAGAAAAGGGAGCCCCACCAAUAGAUACCAGUUCCCGGCAAAUGAAAGAGACUGCUGUGCAGUAUGACAUGGGGGACAUUGAGAGCCCGCAGGGAAACGCUGUCAAAGAUUUAGUGGAGAAAAAUGCCAAGUUGGUCAAAGCGCCUUCUAACCGAGAUGCGAAAGCCAAGGAAAAGAACAAAGUGGCCUCAAAGGAUAAGUUGAAAAAGAAAAAGGAGGAUGACCACAAGGGUAAGCAGGCGAAGAAAAAUCAAGUUAAAAUAGGAGACAAGGAGAAGACGGGUGUGAAGGCACAGCACAAAAAUGGGGAAAGGAGUAAGGAGAAACCAAGCAAGUCCCACGUUGAUAGGCAGGCACUGAAGCUCCAUAAGCCCAAAUCUGGGAUCACACCUGGAAUUAAGGAAGAGAACUCUGGCAAGAACAAAGAUGUUGGCAAAGCUGCUGCUACUGAAAAAUCAGGGACUAGUAGGAAAGAGAGCAAGUUCCAGCCUGUAGAGUUGAAAAGGAAGCCCCAAAUCCCUAGUGGAACUGAACAGAAUAAGAGAAAAGACAAGCAACCAGCCUUGAAAAGGUCCAAGGAAACCUUGACCAACUCCCAGGCCAAGGAGAAUUCGGAGGCCAAACGCAAGAUUAAACAGCGGUCCCUGAGCCACGUUGAUCUCUUUGGGGAUGAGAGUGGAGAGGAGGAGCUGGUGGGCCAGCCUCUUCUUCGGUUCCCUGAUGUGAGUUUGGACUCAGUCAGAGAGGAUGCUGGCUUCUCUUUGCCCUACGACAAUGGGAGGGCAAAUGUUAAGAAACGUAAGUUAUGCCAGGCUCCUCCUGCUUCCUCCUCCUCCUCCUCCUCCUCCUCUGAUGAUGAUGAGGUUGAUUAUUCUCACCUAGAGAAUGAUUUGGACUUUGAGUCUGACCCAAUGGAAGAGUGCCUUCGGAUUUUUAAUGAAUCCACUGAUGUCAAAACAGAAGACAAAGGCAGAAUGGGAAAACAGAUGUCAAAAGAGGAAGGGAGUGAAGAAAAGUUGACAGAAGAUAGUUUAACCACACUCUUUCCUGGACAAAAAAAGAGGAUUUCUCACGUAACAAAGCAAGGGCAU
Molecule: messenger RNA, 2170 nt
Organism: Thamnophis sirtalis
Lineage: Eukaryota; Metazoa; Chordata; Lepidosauria; Squamata; Natricidae
Source: RefSeq, a predicted model, not a curated record